Messenger RNA from Mollisia scopiformis, 337 nucleotides. RefSeq lists its product as uncharacterized. The record is from RefSeq and is a predicted model, not a curated record. The transcript has a single exon. The coding region runs from base 120 to 299 and encodes 59 amino acids. Lineage: Eukaryota; Fungi; Ascomycota; Leotiomycetes; Helotiales; Mollisiaceae.
UACGAUGGUAUGAUUGAUGAUGAUAGAUGGAUGGGAUAAAUUUGGUAUGGGCAUCAACUGCAUUGCUCUUGAGCGAGGGUUUUCUGGGUUUUUUUUUGGUUGCAUAGCGAUUUGGUUUUAUGGUCUGCAUAGCACGUUUAGAUGGUUGUCAUUGUACCGAUUGGGUCGGGUUCUGGGUUUAUUCUAUAUCAUCAGCGAGUUCUUGGUUUUGGUCGCUGUCGGGCAUCAACACCGGCAUUAGAACAAUAUAUCUAGACGUUCAAGCGGUACUUUCGGACAUAUCCUAUGUCCCCGUAUAAUAUCCAACUGUAGUCCAUACUAGUAGCUGUCUCUGCAC